AUGACAGCAGAAGAGAUCCUCAACGACAACACUAAACCCCCAUCCCCCUUCCCCCUCGAGAAACCCCCAACCCACCACCAUUCCAACCACCACGCCGCGAAACCAACCCCCCAAAUCAUCGCCCACCGCGGCUACAAAGCCCUCUACCCAGAAAACUCCAUGCUUGCCAUCCAAGAAGCCAUAAAAGCAGGCGCCCACGCCAUCGAGACAGACGUUCACGAAUCAAAAGAUGGAGUCGUAGUUCUAUCCCACGACCCAACCCUAAACCGCUGCGUCGCCGGCCCCCCCAAAAUCUCCACCUGCACCUGGCCCUACCUCUCCACCCUCCGUACCACCCCCCCCCCUCACGUCCCCUUAGCUCGCCUCUCCGAUUUGUUAAACUACCUCUCAACCCCCGAUCUAUCCCACAUUUGGGUAUUACUAGACAUCAAAACAGACGACGACCCCAACCUCACACUUAUACCCUCCAUCGCAGCCACUAUCGCCUCGAACCCACCGCCAGAAGGAGCCUCCUGGACGUGGCAGGAGAGGAUUGUGCUUGGGGGGUGGAAUGAGAAUUACUUGAGCGCGUUGGGGGAGGAGCUCCCUGGUUUCAGGAGGGCGUAUAUUGGCUUCUCGCUGCUGUAUGCAAAGAGGUUUUUGGACGAUGAGAAAUGGGCGGGGGUGCAGUUUAAUCUGUUGCAGCAGGCGGUUGUGGGGCCGGUUGGGAGGGGAUUUGUGCAGAGGGUGAGAAGGGCGAGGACAGAGAGGAGGUUGUGGGUCUGGACGGUGAAUGAUGAACGGUGGAUGAGGUGGGCGUGGAGGAAGGGGGUGGAUGGGGUUGUGACGGAUGAGGUUGGGUUGUUGAAGAGGGUGCUGGAUGGGGAUGAGGACAGGGGGAGGGGGAAGGGGGUGACGGUGGGGAUGUAUAUCAAGGCGGCGAUGAUACAGGCUUUGACGUUGGUUUUGGUGGUGGUUAUAUGGGGAAGGUUGAGGAAGGUGGGGAGGGUAAUUGGGGGGGAGGUGAAGAGGGAGCAGGCGAAGGGGAAGAAUUGA
Molecule: messenger RNA, 1035 nt
Organism: Podospora anserina S mat+
Lineage: Eukaryota; Fungi; Ascomycota; Sordariomycetes; Sordariales; Podosporaceae
Exons: 2
Coding region: 1-1035 (344 amino acids)
Biological process (GO): lipid metabolic process
Molecular function (GO): phosphoric diester hydrolase activity
Source: RefSeq, a predicted model, not a curated record